Hevea brasiliensis (rubber tree) is the source of this 4900-nucleotide messenger RNA. Its product is annotated as auxilin-like protein 1. Gene Ontology annotation, cellular component: vesicle; intracellular membrane-bounded organelle; cytoplasm. The record is from RefSeq and is a predicted model, not a curated record. Gene Ontology annotation, biological process: clathrin coat disassembly; clathrin-dependent endocytosis. The transcript has 8 exons. NCBI's taxonomy places the organism in Eukaryota, Viridiplantae, Streptophyta, Magnoliopsida, Malpighiales, Euphorbiaceae. Bases 445 to 4620 code for a protein of 1391 amino acids. Gene Ontology annotation, molecular function: clathrin binding.
GCUCCAAUCUUUUCUUUUCUUUUCUUACUUCCCGGAAACCUCUAUCCUAUUUUGCAUAAUGCCGAAACUACCCCUAUGUUGGUGUCGCUGAUUGCUGACAGCUUGACGCUAAUCAGCAAGCCAAUUACUAUCUUCGAUUUUCGAUUUUGUCACUCCCAAUCGCAGCCAACGGCCGAUCUUUUUGCCUCCAUUGAUCGUCAACUUAAAAAUCGCUGAUUCAACACUAGUCUCUGGCUGCACUGGCAUUUUUAAUUUCAAUUUCUCGUCUUCCAUUUUCUCGGUAUUAUUUUGUCCGUGUUUCUCUUCUUUCUUUCUCUCUAUCGUGUCUGACUCUGCAAUUUUUUUUUUCCUACGCAGAGAAAAACCAGACAUAGGGAAGGAGAAAGAAGAGAAGGAAAAACCAAUCGCGUAAACCCUAAAUAAUCUCUCUUUGUUCCCUCCUUAAUGGAGUAUCACCAAGCUUCCUCUGCUACAGCUUUCUCCAAUAAGCUCCCUAACGGUGGAGUCUUAGCUGGAAAGCACGUGUACGACGGCAUUUUUGGUGGUGUAUCCAAGCCUGGGUCUCGAAUGGAGGAUUACAGAGAGAUAUUUGGUGGCUCUAGUGCUUGUUCCAUUCCGGUUCUCGAUUUCCCGGAGCUGAAGGACAGAAAGGCUUCUGUGGACGCGCGGAGUUCGAAGCCAGACUACUCGAAGAUUUUUGGUGGUUUUGCAGAGACAGAUUUUGCUGUGCCCUAUGAGCAAUUGUUUUCAAAACCAAAGAAAGUGAAGAAUUCGUCUCAGGAAGCUCGGGCUGCAGCUAAAGCAAAGUUCUGCCCAGCAGGACCAGAGCAUUUUAAUGUUUCAGAACAGAAAAAAGCUCCAUCAGCUGAAGUAUCUUUCCAAUCACUUGAUGGUGGGAAACAAAUCAACAUUUCAUAUGAUAAAAGUAACCCAGAAAGCAAAACUGGGACAAAUAGAAUGACACAUAUUGCUCAGCUCAACACCAUUCCUGGUUAUACUUGUUUGAUAGAUGAAAUCACUCCCUCGCAGAUGACUGAAGGUGCCAAGCCAGUACACACAGAAUUAAAUGAUCGUCAGCUGAAUGUUAAUGUCAAUGAGGGGACAAAGCAAAGCAAACCACUCCGAAAAGCUGUGUCAGGUCCACAACCCAGAGAAUCUGCUAAAAACAAUUCUAGAAAUCACGCCAACUUUCAGGCAAAAUCCAGCAGGAAUAGAUCCUUUUCAAAUGAUAUAUCAUUUGAUGCAUUUGAAAUUGGCUUUGGCAUGCAGCCAUCAACAGUGUCACCUCUAAGCUCAAUACCUAACUUAGGUAAUAAUAGGGAUGGGCCCAUGAGGUCAAUGAAUCCAAAGCUUGGGGUUUUUAGUAAUGAUGCUUCUGAAGGUGCUACUGGUAGUUAUUCACCACCUUUAUUGGAUGAGGAAAUAGAUGCUAAUUCAGCUGCAGCUGCCUCUGCAGCUGCUGUGAGGAAGGCAAUAGAGGAGGCUCAAGCAAAGAUUAAAAUAGCCAAAGAACUGAUGGAAAGAAAGAAGGAAGGUCUUCAAAAUCGUGUGAGACCAAAAUUUAGUGAUCAGUUGAAAGAUGAGAGAAUGGAGGUUAAAGUUGCAGAAAAAGCAAAUAGAUCCAAAGAGGAGGAGGCCAAGGAAAUACGUCAGAAAUUUUAUACUCCAAAGCAAGAUUUCACCAGCUUACCGGAUCACAAUGCAACAAAACCAAGCCAUGUAACCCUAGAAUUUGGAAAUGCAAAGAAAUCAUCUUCUAUGAAAAAUGCUGUUGGAGAAACAAACAGCACAGAAUCCAAAUUGGCUCAAGUGUAUAAUAGGGUGGAAGGAGAAAGCAGGAAAGGAACAGAUGGGCUUUCUGAACCUGGUGAUAACAGUGAACACAGGGCAAUGAUAUUGGAGGUUAAGCAAGAAAACAAUGCUGAGAUAAUGAAACUAUUUGCCAAUGAGAACAAAUGCAAGGAGAAGAUGACAGGAGAGGAAAGCAUCAAGAAGCCAGUGGAGUGUGAUAAUAAUGAGAAGGCCCCUAAGCAGGAGAAGAUAAAGAGGGAACUACAUUCAGUGGAAGCAGCAUAUGAAUGGAAUGUGUACAGAAACAAUAUCAAGUCAACUGAAGAGCUUGAUCAUCACAUAGAAAAUGAAGAGAAAAUCAGGGUUGUUUAUGAGCAUGAAGAAGCUGAUCUAACUCCUAGUCCUAGAGUGCCCUGUGAACAAGAAGAAAUUGAGAGCACAGUGAAAAAGCUGCAUGAACCAGAAGAAAAUCCAGAAUUUGAAAUCCAAGAUUUGGAUGAGAAUAAAGAUAUGAAGGAACUAAAAGAGGCUCAGAAUUGGAUGAAAAUUGAGAAGAAACAAAGAGAGGCACACAAUCAAGAGGAAAUGGAGAGCAGAUCAAAUGAAGUUCCGGUGAGACAGGAGAAUGAGAGUAGAGUAGAUGAAAUUCAUAGCUAUAGAGAAAAUGAGAAGGGACAGGAAGAAGAUUUGGAGAGGGUAAGAAGUGAAAUGAAACAACAAGAGGCUCCAUUUUGGGAAGAUAAUGAGAAGAAACUAGGUGUUGCCAAGACAGAGGAUGCUGAGAAGUUUGUUCAAGUUUGUGACAAGGAUGGAAGUGAGAAGAUGCUUGGAGAGGAUUGUGGAACAACAGGCACUGAGAACCUGGAAGAGACCAAACAGGAUGAGGAGAUGCUCAAAGAGGAUUCUCUGAUGAACGAAUCAGCUAAAGAAAGGACUUGUGAAGUGUUUGAAACUGAGAGCAUACAGCCACAGAUUCAUCGGAGCGCAGAAGAUGAGAGCAAUUUAGAAGCAACUCAACAGGCUUUUAGAUACCAGGAGAACAAUCUUGAAGCAAAUAAUGAUGUGUACGAGCUAGAUGAAAAUGAGAAUGCAGGCAAAGCUGAUGAAGCCAAUGACCAUGGGGAUCAAGAAAGAUUUGAACAUGUGAAAGUAACUGCAGAGAUAUUUGCACUUGAAAAGAAUAGGAAGAUGAUGGACAUGAGUGAAGAUUCCUUUCCUAAGGAGACCGGAAAAGGUUCAGAAGCAGCUGAAGAGGCAAAUGACCUGGUGGAAGAAGAGAACUUUGAAACUGGUGAUCCAGAGCAAGGUCUCACUGGUUUUGAUGUGAUUAUUAAGCAAACGACAGAUGUGUAUUUAGGUGAAACUGAUGUGAACCUUGAUCACAAGCUAAAUGAAUUUCCUGUGGCAGAGUAUGAGAGAAUCUGUGAACUGGAAAAGAAUACUGAAGAAGUAACUUUUCAAUUGGAUGAAAAUGAUAAGGAUGACAGUGAGUCUGAAAUUGGCCCCAUUUAUGAAGAAAAUGAGAGUAAUUUUGUAUCUUCUCAUGAGGAAAGAUGGUCAGUUAAUGGGAUAGAUUCCAAGCCAGACUCAGUAAAGCAUUUCAAAGAAGCAGACCGUGAAUUGGGAGAAAAUAACAAGGAUGUGAAGAAAUCUGAAGUUCCUAAAGAAGACGAGACUUAUUUUGAAUCUUCUUCCGAGGAAAAAUGGAUAAAUAAUCGGAUUGAUGUGCAAGCAAGUUGGCAGCCACAUACUUUUGAGGGGGAAGGAAUGAACAUGGGAAUAUCUCAAGAGGAGAGAACAAACCAAAGCACUGAUAAAAAGGAGGAGAAGUAUCUUGAAAAUAUGACAGUUGAAAAGAGGAAAGCUGAAGGUAAUUUGCAAGAGGAAAUGGAAUCGGAAAAGAGACAUCAUGGAAGAAAGGAAGAAGCAAAAGUUAGGGGAAUGGAAAAGGAAAGAAUAGUUGUGGAAAGAGCAAUCCGAGAAGCUCGUGAAAGGGCUUUUGCUGAAGCUCGAGAAAGGGCAGAAAAGGCUGCUGCAGAAAGAGCGGCUACAGGAGCUCACCAAAGAGUAAUGGCAGAGGCCCGAGAAAGGUUAGAGAAGGCUUGUGCAGAGGGUAAUGGUAAGUCAGCAGCAGAGAAAGCAUCUAUGGAAGCCAAACUAAAGGCAGAGAGGGCUGCAGUUGAGAGAGCAACUGCAGAGGCCAGGGAACGUGCCCUGGAAAGGGCAUUGUCUGAGAAAGCUUCUUUUAAGGCGAGAAAUCAAGCUGAGAAGUUCUCUGCUGCUUCAAGAGAUGCUGGAAUAAAAUCCCAUGAUCAACAAUAUAAAGGUUCAGGUCCUUCCAACAGUUCCAAAUAUCCAAGCCCUUCAAUUCAUGAUGGGAGAUAUAGCGGUGGUAAUGGUGAAUCAGUUGAAAGAUGUAAAGCCACAUUAGAAAGGAAUCAAAGGACAGCAGAACGUGCAGCAAAAGCUCUUGCUGAGAAGAAUAUGCGUGAUCUUCUUGCUCAGAAAGAACAAGCUGAGAGAAAUAGAUUAGCUGAAACUUUGGAUGCUGAUGUCAAACGUUGGUCAGGUGGGAAGGAGAGGAAUUUGCGUGCCCUGCUUUCAACACUACAAUAUAUCCUGGGCCCUGAUAGUGGAUGGCAGCCAAUUCCUCUCACAGAUCUUAUAUCUACUGCUGCUGUGAAGAAAGCUUACCGCAAAGCCACUCUUUUUGUUCAUCCUGAUAAAUUGCAGCAAAGGGGUGCAAGCAUACAACAGAAAUACACUUGUGAGAAAGUUUUUGAUCUUCUAAAGGAUGCUUGGAACAAAUUCAGUGCAGAAGAAUGGUAGACUAUCAAUUCAUCUUCUCGAAGUAACAUUUAUCGUGAGCAAACAUGUAAUUGCAGCAAAACACAAUCCCCCAAUUGAAGUCUCUGAUGCACAAAUAGGAAAAUUAUUUAGACAUUCAUUUCUCUCAUUUAUGCAGCUUCAAAAGGACGGCUGGGAUUCGGGUGGUUGGGGGACCAUUUUAAUCAUGUAUUAGUGUGUUGCUGAAAUUCAAUGAAACAGAAUAUUGAGCUUGAAUACACCCAAAAUUGAAAUACAAAACUACGAACAUUGCAACUGAUAA